AUGCAUCACUUCACUGGCAGGAGGCCCCGACGCCCGCGCUCCCGUCGUCCGCGGUGCCCGCGGCGUCCAAAGCUUAGCAUCGAUCACACUUACGACCCCAGCCCUGCCGCCCCUGCGACCCCAGCGUUGCCGUCCCUGCGACCCAAGCCCUGCCGUCCCUGCGACCCCAGCCCUGCCGUCCCUGCGACCCCAGCCCUGCCGUCCCUGCGACCCCAGCCCUGCCCAACACGGCGGCCAGUAACACGGCGGCCAGUAACACGGCGGCCAGUAACACGGUCGCCAGGAACACGGCGGCCUGUAACACGGCGGCCAGCAACACGACGGCCAGUAACACGGCUGCCAGCAACACGGCGGCCAGCAACACGGCGGCCAGCAACACGGCGGCCAGUAACACGGUGGCUAGUAACACGGUCGCUAGGAACACGGCGGCCAGUAACACGGCGGCCAGCAACACGGUCGCCAGCAACACGAUGGCCAGUAACACGGCGGCCAGCAACACGGCGGCCAGCAACACGGCGGCCAGCAACACGGCGGCCAGUAACACGGUCGCCAGGAACACGGCGGCCUGUAACACGGCGGCCAGCAACACGGCGGCCAGUAACACGGUGGCUAGUAACACGGUCGCCAGGAACACGGCGGCCAGUAACACGGCGGCCAGCAACACGGUCGCCAGCAACACGGCGGCCAGUAACACGGCGGCCAGCAACACGGCGGCCAGUAACACGGCUGCCAGCAACACGGCGGCCAGCAACACGGCGGCCAGUAACACGGCUGCCAACAACACGGUGGCUAGUAACACGGUCGCCAGGAACACGGCUGCCAGCAACACGGCGGCCAGUAACACGGCGGCCAGCAACACGGCGGCCAGCAACACGGCGGCCAGUAACACGGCGGCCUGUAACACGGCGGCCAGGUACACGACGGCCAGCAACACGGCGGCCAGCAACACGGCUCAUGGAUCCAUCUCGAUUUUACCGGAAAGGCGCAGGUUCUGAAAACGCUGAACAUGAUGCUGAUGAAAAUGGAGCAGAUAGUCCUGAUUCGGGAGAUUCUGCUGAUUCUUCCUCCGAUACCUGA
Messenger RNA from Hyalella azteca, 1077 nucleotides. RefSeq names its product salivary glue protein Sgs-3-like. Gene Ontology annotation, biological process: chromosome condensation. The coding region runs from base 1 to 1077 and encodes 358 amino acids. The transcript has 3 exons. Lineage: Eukaryota; Metazoa; Arthropoda; Malacostraca; Amphipoda; Hyalellidae. The record is from RefSeq and is a predicted model, not a curated record. Gene Ontology annotation, molecular function: structural constituent of chromatin; DNA binding.